AGCAGUUACUGAAUAACAGGAAACGCAGUCUUAACACUGCUGUGUCAGGACUUAUCUUCACUCGAGUUCCUCCGUGCUCACCGAUUGCUAAUUAACUCCAAAUAGUUUAAACCUUUCUAAGAGUGGUUUGAAUAUUCCUCAAACUUUCAGUGCGGCCAUUACUUUGCCUUUAUUUUACUACUAAUCACAAAGGGCACAGACAGAUAGCCUCAGCUACAUCCACCCAAUGCAACUCCACCAGAAGCACCCAGUCCAGCUGGUGGCUGGGGGCCCUCAGCCAAGAAGUGACUGUCCCCCCCAGCAGAGCCACGGUUAUCCAUCACAGGCCUCUCCGGACCAUUUCAGUGGGAACUACGACCACCACCCCAUGGCACAGCUGCUUGGCACGGCCUCACCUGCACACACCAGCCAUUCCGCAAGCUAAAAAGUCAAGUUAGUCUCUUCCAGUCGAGGGCCAGAUACUUUCUGGAGUUUUCCUGCAAUUUCAAAGCCAAUCGUUUGAGGAUGCUUACGUAGUUUAGCGUGCUCUCUGCACAGCCCCGAGUCCAAGGAACAAUGAGGUGACACUUCAAAUUUGCGUCUUGCAUGGAAAAUCACCAGUAAAAAAAAAAAAUUGCCUGACUUGCACACGAUUACAAUGCGUAUCUUUUCUUUACCCUUCUUAACUAUGAGAAGUUAAUACCAAUAAAAUAAACCUGGAUUUGGGUACAGCUCAAAGGCAAACGCUAUAUACAAAUCACCUACACGACACAGCCAGCUUUACGCAAGUUUUUCAGUAACAAUUUGGAGGAACUACUGUGAAUGGAAGGGAAACAGUCUACCCAGUCCAACAAACUACUAUGCUAAGAUGGUCAAAACCAAAGUCAGUAUGGGACGUUUGGAAUACCACGUGUGAGCUCAUUGGAAGCAGAUUUCGAGCUGCUGCGGAGCACAGCUACUGCACAAAGAACAGGAACGUUCACCUGGGAGCUGAAGUGUCUCCGGGCUCGGCAGCAUCCCUGUGCCCUCCACACGCAUCCCUGGUUUCAAAGCAGCAUUUGGAGCAGUAGUGCCAACCGUCAAGUGGAAAUGUAGACCUAGCGCUGAAAUAUUUUCUCCAGAACUGUGUGUUUUUGCAGUGAGCAAGCGUCUGCAUUUUUCAUCGCCUUGUACAGUGGCUAAAGAAGUUAUUCUAACAUAGACACCCUGCUUUCUACAUAAAUAAAAAGGGCUAUAUCCUCCAAACAAUAACUAUAAUUCAUCUGACUAUCCACAGUGGAAGCCUCAGCCAGUGGUAUCUGUGGGGCAUUUUCUUGAAAAGUUUCAAACCCCACUGAACGGGAAGCGAGCACAGUCGGAAAGAAGGAUGACUUCCCACAACAUGACGUGGAUCAGCUACCCAAGCAAGAACCUGGAUUUCUCCUCCCCAGAAGAAAUCGAAGCCAUCAUAGCCUCUCAAAACAUCAUCUCCAGACUUAUGCACUGUUACAUCGCCUUUUUCGUACCAGCAGGAUUAAUAGCUGGCAUAUGCAUUUUGAUCAUUUUCAUAAAGAAUUAUUUGCAAUACAAAGCCAUAGAAAAUUUAGACUUAUUUCUUCUACACUUCACCAUCAGCAAUAUUAUAAUGAUUUUUUUAUCGUUUACUGUCAUAACCAGACCUGACUACUUAAAAGCAACGCACCUCACGUGUAACGUUCUGUCGUUUUUUUUCAACUUCAGUUAUUUCAAUUCUCAGUAUGUUUUGAUUUUGACGCUUCUCGUACUAUUACUCAAGAGAUUUCCACCGAGGACCGCUCUCGGCAACGGAACCCACAGACCCAUGUUGUGUGUUGGAUUUGUACUUGUAUCUGCCUUCUGUUUGUCGCUGACUGGGGCGGUGCUGGUUGGCACAGAUAACUAUCACUCGGAAACAUAUUGCCAGUUAGACCCAUUAUUUGCAUGGCCUGAGUACGAGAUCAUUAAAUUCACCUUUGGAUUUGGAAUCCCAUCGUUUCUUCAGAUACUCUGUUUUACUGUUCUCCUCGUUAAAGAAGCACCAGCUGAUGCUCCAGCCUUACACCAGCACAUUCGUACUUACCCCGCUGCCUACAUUAUAAACAUAACAAUAUUUAUAUGCCGCCUAUUUUAUAACGUUAUGAUUCUCUUCAGGACAAUGCUCAAAUUACAGAAGAGCAUUGGAACGCCCAACAAUGAGCUUGUGAUGAAUAUUGCAGAGAUAGUGUUGUUCUGUGAGAGCUGUGCCAGUUUGGUAUGUAUACUUUGUUUUCAUAAACCAUGCAGGGACGAAAUACUUCAACUCAUACGCAACUGCCGAAGGGGAAACGCUGCCAGCAAUCACCUUGAAAUACCAGUCACAAUCACCACCCACGAAAGUGGGUCUCAGUAAUACCCGCUGCUCUGGAGAACUGUCAAUUCGCUUCACUUCUGUAGCUUGUUUGUGGGUUCUGGUUUGGUUUUUUCCUUCUUCAAAAGAGGAUAAUUGUUCCUUCUUUAGAACCCAAACCUGGGCUAUCUUACAACUAGCAGUACUGGAAGAAAAAAGGUAUUUAGUUUUAGUAUUUGCAGUUAUCUAUGAGAAAACAGGUAGGGUCUGGGGUUGUUGGAGAGUUUUUUCAUAUAUAUAUAUAUAUAUACAUAUAAAUUGCCUAUUUUCUGCAAGUGUUACUUCAAAACCAAGUAGAAAGAACUAAGUAGCAAUAGAAGUGCGCUCUUGUAAUAAUAUCAAUGCCCUGGCAAAGAUGCAGACAAAACCACAGCAGAAAACAACUUUGAACACGGGUAAAAAUCUGCAGCCAAAGCCUUCUCUCAGGUAUGCUUCCUCUUUUGACUUCUUACCCUACAAGCUACUUAUUUUUAUAACAUUGGUAAAUUCCAGUAGCAGCAAGAGUGAAGUAUGGCUUAGGAAUCCAUUAUAACCUUGAAAUAGUAUGUGAUACUAUAAGUCUACUGUAGUACUUGUUUAUAUUAUAUAUAUACCCACACACACAAACUGAGCAUUUCUUCCCUUUUUCCAUUUUCCUUCUAUAUUUUUUCGUUGGAACCCUUAAGGUUUUUGUCUGAAUCCUUCUGCCAAAAAAAAAUUUCAAAUUAAUGGAAACGCUGGUCCAUAAAGGAAAGCCUCGAGUCCUUUGUGAGGCACCGAACUGGAAAGAUCAACAGGAUGGCUAAUUAAAACUUUGUGCAAGAAUGAAAGCUUUUUGUUAAUGCACUCUCAGCGUCAGCUUUGCAUUAAGACUUACAGCAAUUAUUGAUUUAAGCCAUUCUUGAUGAGUUUGUUCAGAAGUAUGAAGUCGCAUGCCUUGCAGGAGUCACAUUCAAUAACACGCUAACUGAAAAAAGAGGAAAACCAGCCCAGAACAGUGUAACUGAGGCAAACAAAAGCAGAGCCCCAGUUCCAAACUGAAACCAGGGCUCCGCCAGAGACAAGAUCGGAGCGUUAUACAUUUAGAUGAGAAUUCAUGGGUAAAUGGUGCAAAAUAGGGAAGAAAAUCUGAAUUGGAGAAUCAACCAGCUGUGUGCAGGAGUUCGGCUGGAGCCCUGCAGAAUCAGUAGCCGAUGCAGGCUGAGACGUAGGUGCAAAGUUUGAAAUUCUCGCUUUGAGCACAUCGUUACUGUCACCGAAUUUGCCCAGGAGCCAUCUUACACAUUUGGCUUCGGUUUCAGCUUUUCCUCUCAUAGAGGUGGAGAGAACGGAAACAAAAGGGAAGGCACAAAAUUGUAGUAGAUCUUGGAUAAAAACGUAGACUUCGACUGCAAAGCUGUAAGAAUACAGUGCUGUGAUGAGGAAGGCUCAAGUGACCUGAAGGGUUCAGAGAAAAGCCACCUUGACGCUUAAAGAUGUGCCUUCACAUGACACCCAGAUGCUAACAGAACGGAAAGAUUGUUUUGCAGUUGGGUGCUUUGGAAGGUCUUCCUGAGGGGGUCCCGAUUUGCGUGGAGAGCUGGUGCAAACCAGCACAGGGCUGCCUGAGACAGAGAACAGUGAGCACGGAUGGAUCAAGAGGAACGCCUUCCGCAAAACAACAGCCAAGUGCAUAAAUGGGAGAAUAAAGGACAUUUGUUCAACAAUAAUACAGUAUAUAGAUCUAGUAUCUACAUCUAUGGAUCUAGUCUUAGACAUCCAGGUCCUGAAAUUUAUGGACGAUGACUGUAUCACAUGCGAAUAAAGGGUAAUACGUACUGUCACUACGACCACAUUUCUGCAAGACGUACGAACCAACUGGUAAGAUGUCUGCACUGUGUUAUGUCAGCCUGUUUUCCCAUUCAAUUUUAUUCUGCUGCCAGCAUGAGCAGAUGGAUAAUUAAAGAACACUACAUAUAAACAGACCAUUAUAGAGCCUGAUCAGAAAGGAAUUACAUCGAUAAGAAUCAUCUCUUUGAAAACAAGAGCCAACUUCAGACUCAUGAAAGGAUUUCUCAGCUGGCAUCAGACGUUUUGGUUUGCACCUGAGAAGGGGGAGAUUAAGCAACACAGACAGAAGAUCAGCCCUGCAGAAAGAAGUUUGAAGAGUUGAGUUGUAAGAGCUGUACGUCAGUGAAAAAGCUGACAGACUGAGUGCAGGAGUAUGUCAGGAGAUGCAAGCUGUUCAUCCCAAUUCAGACAGAAUAUCAUCGGUUCAGCUGCGCCAUGGAUAACUGAAAUGCAAAACCCCACCUGCAAUUCUGGGGAGUUUAUGCAAGACUGAGGCUCCACGGUCACGGCACAAUAAGCUUAUUUUAUCCAUGUGAUUCUGAGCUGAGCAGUUCUAAGAAGGGUGAGGAUGACGAUGUAUACCUGAAAAUUUAAAUACAGACAAAAUGGGAUCGACUUGAAGGUGGCAUUCAGUGCAGCUUUGCACACCUAAAUACAAGUUUUUACUGAGCCGGGAGUGGAAGUUGACAGAUGCAUUAAGUGCGUACCCGCGCGAGAACCAGCCUUUGUCAUCUGGAGGAAAAAAUCAGCUCUGGAGACAUGGAAUUAAGGUCCAAGGAUGUGCAUUGAUUAUUAAAAGAAAACAAAUGGAGCUAAAAUUCUGCUACCUUCCAACCUGCCUGAAGAAACACUGUCGAUGAAAAGCUUUUACUGAAGAGAGCCAAGUACCAUAAUGGUAAAAAGAUUCCUACAUGAUCUUAAGGCAUACAGGAACUGCAAAUUCUCUCAUUUGCAAUGUAUAUAGCGUCCUGUAAAAAAAUUUAAGAAAUUUACUAUUUGUACUGUUAUAGCUCAGUCAAUUUUAAUUAAUUUGACUUCUCAAGAAUUUUAAUUUCCUAUACAAAAGUGUACGUCUUUUUCCAUUCCAAACAAAAUGCUUACUAUGAGCCUAGUUGAAAACAACCAAAAAUCUGGGGUUUUGGCAUUACCACCAAACUGUGAGUACUAAUAUCUCCUCUGCAGCUAUUUUAACCAUGGAAACUUACUCUGCCUCAGUGUCCCCUGUUCUAUGUAACAGCACAACUUUUAACCUAAGUGGAUCGCACCUGUGUAAUGAAAGCAUAUCUUCUAGAUUAGCCGAUAAAUCAGAACACCAACAGUAUGUUAUCGGUCUUUUCUUAUCAUGUCUUUACACAAUAUUUCUUUUUCCGAUUGGUUUUGUAGGAAACAUUCUGAUACUGGUUGUCAACAUAAGCUUUCGUGAAAAAAUGACUAUUCCAGACCUUUACUUCAUAAACCUUGCAGUAGCUGAUCUCAUUUUAGUUGCCGAUUCUCUCAUUGAGGUUUUUAAUCUUGAUGAAAAGUAUUACGAUAUCACUAUUAUUUGUACCUUUAUGUCUUUGUUCCUUCAGAUCAACAUGUAUAGCAGCAUUUUCUUUCUGACAUGGAUGAGUUUUGACAGAUACAUAGCACUGGCAAAAGUAAUGAGGUCCAACAUAUUUCGCACUAUGCAACACGCUAGAUUAAGCUGUGGUCUCAUAUGGAUGGCAUCUAUUUCUGCAGCACUAGUUCCAUUUACAGCUGUGCACUUACAACACACCGGAGAGGUCUAUUUUUGUUUUGCAGAUGUAAAAGAAAUCCAGUGGCUAGAAAUAACCUUGGGGUUUAUUAUCCCCUUUGUGAUCAUCGGUCUUUGUUACUCAUUAAUUGUUCGAGUUCUUAUCAAAGCACACAAGCACAGGAGUCUUCGGCUGCGGCGGCAGAAGGCUCUUCGGAUGAUUUUUGUUGUUGUCUUGGUUUUCUUUAUCUGCUGGCUACCUGAAAAUGUCUUCAUUAGCGUUCAACUUCUUCAAAAGAAGAGCGAGCCUGUCUCUUCAAGCAGCCCAUCCUUCAGACACGAUUAUCCUUUAACAGGACACAUUGUGAACCUAGCAGCUUUUUCUAAUAGCUGCUUGAACCCCUUAAUUUACAGUUUUCUAGGGGAAACCUUCAGAGACAAACUGCGGCUGUAUAUUGAACAGAAAACAAAAAUGUCAACAUUACAUCGCUUUUGUCAGGCUGCCUUAACGUCUGUCAUUCCUGACAGUAAUGAGCAAUCAGAAGUCUGAUUUAGUAGUGGUUGUAUAAAACAUAUGACUGUGAAGUUGUGCAAAUAGCGAACAAAAUGCUUGCUACUAACAGAAAAAGUGCAUUUGUGUGUGUACAUAUAUAUAUAGUAUUGCUCUACUGAGUAUUGAAGGUUUAUAUUCAAAAUGUUUUUAUGACAAGACUUUAAUGUAGAAGAAUAUGUUUUAGUCGAAUUUAUAUUUAAUUAUGAACAGGAUUAUUAAAAGCUGAGCACUGAAGGAGCAUUAUUUUGUAUUACACAUGUACGAAUGACAAUAUGGAAGAAAAUUUUAUCAAGUUAGGAAGACUCUAGAUGUAACCUGAUUAUCAGAUGUGCGACUUUGCUGAUGUAUAUAAGGUAUUUCCACUGAAAUAAUGAAGCUGCCAUAACAGUGGGGGGAAAAAAAAAUCGUUACAAAGUAUUGAUGUGGAGAUGCAGAAAACAUUGAUUUUUUUUUCAUCCAAAUAUGUUAAGAUAAAUGACUUUGCUUAGAACAACUGCAUAGUACUAUUGUCACUGUAUUCUGGCAUGUCUUCCACGAUUCACUUUUUUUAAUCUUUAUAUAAUCUAGCACGAUGGUGAGGUUUUGUCUCAUAAAUGUAAUCUACUGUUUACAUCAGUACUUGAUCAAAACUGAAAUCGUCUGUAACUAUAUUGCUCAUCUCAAAGAACUUUACAGAAGCAAAACAUAAUGCUUCAUUCUGUCUUUUAAGGAUUGCCCAAGACGAUCUUUCCCAGGACAGACAUAACUGGGCCCUUUGUCCAAAAUGCCAGUGCAUAUAUACAUAUAUAC
This is a messenger RNA of Chroicocephalus ridibundus (black-headed gull), 7230 nucleotides long. RefSeq names its product G protein-coupled estrogen receptor 1 (gene GPER1). Gene Ontology annotation, biological process: nuclear receptor-mediated steroid hormone signaling pathway; G protein-coupled receptor signaling pathway; cellular response to estradiol stimulus. Gene Ontology annotation, cellular component: Golgi apparatus; membrane. The coding region runs from base 5365 to 6438 and encodes 357 amino acids. The transcript has 6 exons. The record is from RefSeq and is a predicted model, not a curated record. NCBI's taxonomy places the organism in Eukaryota, Metazoa, Chordata, Aves, Charadriiformes, Laridae. Gene Ontology annotation, molecular function: nuclear estrogen receptor activity; G protein-coupled receptor activity.